Molecule: messenger RNA, 7804 nt
Organism: Chelonus insularis
Lineage: Eukaryota; Metazoa; Arthropoda; Insecta; Hymenoptera; Braconidae
Gene: mam
Product: neurogenic protein mastermind-like
Exons: 7
Coding region: 4727-7804 (1025 amino acids)
Biological process (GO): positive regulation of transcription of Notch receptor target; Notch signaling pathway
Cellular component (GO): nuclear speck; nucleoplasm
Molecular function (GO): transcription coactivator activity
Source: RefSeq, a predicted model, not a curated record
AAUUACUCGAUUGAUUACACAUACACUCAAUCUUCCCCCCUUGUAUACAUAUGAUUUAGCUCGUUUAUAGCUUAUAAAUUAUCCGUUGAGUUUUAUUGCAGUAUAGGUGAAAACAUUUAGGUUGUAAAGAGUAACUCGAGGAUUAGGUGUAUUUUAAAUGAAUUAAUGAAAAAUAAAGAGACAUAAAUGAAUGAUAUGAAUGAUUUUGAUAUUAUGUUGUGUGGCACAUAAUAUGCGUAUAAUGUGUUAUGUGUAACGAGUAAUUAGAUAUUGAAUACAGGUUUAAUAAUAAAAGGCAUGUCGAUUUCUCUUGUUCAAAAUUCUAUAUCUCCAUUGGAAUGUGUGUUGACCAUAAUUUCACUGCUACUUCUCUUUCUGUGCAUGGAGGAGAGGGUUAUACGGUGCAACGUCCUCGUCGCGCGCAACUUGCACGAGACAAUUGUCAGUGGCGUAGGUGGUGUUUACUGUUUAACAUCGCAACACCGUCAACUUUGAAUAUGUACAUGUGGGAUAUAUACACACAGUCUCACACAUUGCAUGAUAUAUCCCCCCAAUACCUAUAUAGAAAUCCACUCGGGGUCUCUGGGAUAGGAGAGUGUAUAGUUGAGUGACACUGAUGACGACGUUGUGGUGUACAAGCAGGCGUUACCUCGGGCGUUACGGAUACGUCGUUGACGGCUUGCUUGUUCAUCCGAUGAAUCCGGGCGUACCGUAAAAUCUUGAUGAUGCAAUGUAACAGUCGAUUGUUAGGAAAGCUUUGAGUAUACUUGCUGGGAGUACUAUCAUCAUCAGAUGCUUUACAGAAUCAACAUCUUGGACAACUGGAAAUGAUUGUUUGAAAUUAAAGAAAAAAAAAAGGCUCCAAAAAUAUUUCAAAAUCGAUUUUUGAAAUUUUAAGUAUAAAAAAUGGGGUUGAUUAAUUGGUGAAUGAAUUGUUGUUGAAGAAAUUUUUAAAGUAAAUUAGUAGGCUGCGUAAUUGACUGAUAAUGAUUUUGCUAAAUAAGAAGUGUGAAGUUGAUAAAUGAAGAAAAAAUAAAAGUAAAGAUAACUAAUUUUAUAAUAAUGAAUUUUUCAUAUAAAUCCAUUGCAUUAUUAAUUCUUCAAUAUAGUAUGAUGAUUAUUAUAUAUUUAUCUCAUUAUUAUUAUUUAUUAUUUACGAUUUAUCAGUGGAAGUGUUUAGAAUACAUAAACUUACAAUACGUCACAAAACAUCGAUUAAUCUAAUAAACAUAAUACAACAAGUAUUCGUAGAAAAACUAAUAUUAUUAAAACUCCCCUAGAAACAAUUCGCCCUACUGGUGGACGAAAAAAAAAUUAAUUAAUUCAAUUUCGAAAAAAAAAAGAGAUUUUUUUUCUGUUGGGUAAUCAAUCAAAAAAUCAAUACAAAAUUAAUCAUAAUGUUGUAUUAGAGUAGUUAAUUUUUCGGGAGAGAAUAGAUGACUAAAUAAGAGAGAGAGAGAGAGAGAGAGGAGGGAAAGACAAAAAAUUGUUGGAUAAAAAUAAUUUCUGAAAUACGCACGUGAACUAAGAAAUGAAAAAGAAGUACAUAAAUAAAAUGACUUGCGAUCAAGACGACUGUAUAUCGGGAACAAACGAGCCGAGUCGAGGCUGGCCGAUACUCAACGAGUCGACGCGGGUUUCUAUGUAAGAGAAACGAGUAGUCAGUGACGGGCGACUCUUUGAGGCGUCAAGAGCGUUCUUUAUUAGUUUAUAUAGUAUUGCUUCGCGCUUUUAUGGCUGUCUCUUCACAAGACACGUGCUCCGCGUGACAGCUGAUAACGUUCACGCUUCAACAUAUUUCCAAAAUGCUGAAAAAUAAAACGAUAAACUAAAUAAAAAUAAACAAAUAUUGAAAUAUAACAUACACAAAAAUAGACAAAAAAAAAUCAACUGGUCUGACAAAAAUUAUUUCAAUUGAAUCCUUAAAUAUAUUGCUCCUGUUUUUGUUUAGCUGUCAAGAAUGUCUGAAUAAAAUUAUUACAUAAUGUUGACUAAACUGUUUAGAAGUGACUACAAUUAUUAUAAAAGCAAAUAAACAAUUUAGCUGAUGAAUAAUUUAGAAAAUGAAUGAAACAAAUAAGAGUAAUGAUUAUUAUUGGAUGGAUCAGACUUUGUUAUCAAGUCUUCCGUUGGCAACUCUUAUCAGACUACAAGAAUAACUCACCGUUGUUCGAACUAAACAUUGCGAAUUAAAUACAAUCCAACGAUUAUCACUUGAAUGAAUAAAUAUUUGAUUAAACUGUGCUGUAAGCCGAAUCGUUUGCACAACAAAGAUAUUUAAUAAUUUUCAUUCAAGCAUAAAGCUACUUAAGUAUUAUAAUUCAUAAUAUCCUCUAGAAAGCAAAUUAAAUAAGUUAAAAAAGAAAAAAAAUAAUGUAAAAAUAUUGUUUUGAGAGAUUAGACAAUUGAAGGGAGAGUCUAGUGAAGAUUUGGGGGAAUAAAAAAUGAUUACAUUCGAUCUGGUGAUAUAUUCGAGUUGUUGGAUGGUGGAGAGAGAAAGAGAGAGUGACAAAAUGAGAGAGUAAAGUGACGGUAGAGGGUAAACUUGAGUGGCGAGUGGCUGUGAAGAGUUGUCGCAAAGUGGUUGCUACAGUUGGUGGUAUCGACAUCGAGUCACUUGACGAGGUGUGGAGAGAAGACGACAUAUAUCUACGUACAUUCUUGGCGUGUAUCUGUAUAUAUUCGUAUAUAUAUAUAUAUACAAUAUAUAUAACAGUGAGAAACGAAGAGAAAGAAAGUGAGGAGAUUCUUGGGCACGCGCAAUCCACCUGCUAACGUGUAACGGCACGCGCCAUCCUCCUCUCCCUCUCAUGUGCCCUCGACUUCUUCCUUCGUCGGCGUCUCCCUACCCAUACAGGGAUGUCCCCUCCCGUUUUUCCCUCACGCGUGCCACAACCGCGAGUCGGCUUUGGAUGGGACGCGCAGGAGUCAAUCGCUCGUGAGCUUGGACUAGACAAGUUCAGACCAGCUUCUUCUUCUUCAUCAUCAACACCGAGUCUCUUUGAUCCUUUUCUAAAGAAAUUAACUAAACUCCAAUUAGACUGUUUAUUUUUUUACUACUACUCUAAUCUCCAAAUCACAUUGACAACAGUUAUUAAAUAAUAGUAUUAACAAUAUUAUUACUAUUAUUGUUAUUAUUAGUAAUAUUGAUAAUUGUUUAGAUUAAUUAAAAAGAUAUUUAGCAAAAUGAGUGAGAGGUGUCUGUGAUUUCAUUGACUUUCUUCAACAUUGGUAAAUGAAAUUGUCAGUAUAAUAACAAGGAAUCUGCUUAGUCAGGAAAUUCGAGUGAAAGAUGUAAACAAAAGAGAGCUUCAAGAAGAGAGGGAAUAUUACGUAUUUAUGUAGGAGGUAGGAGAGAAUAAACAGACAUGAUAUACUGGCAGGUCUUGUGAUGUUUGUGAGUUUACCGGUAGACUUGGAUGGAUACACUAGAUGAUUAACCAAUUUCAUUAUUACAUGAUCUUGUCGCUACGUGAUAGUAGAUAUUUUUAAAAAUAACAUCAACAACAUUCAUGAAUAUCGAAAAUGCUGUUAUUUGUUAUGGAGUAAGAAAGAAAUUAUUAAUGGAAGUUAUCACUAAGGAAAAUUUUUAUUUGAUACUUUAUCAAUAAUUCAUUGAUAAAAGUGCAACAAAAACUGGUGUUAAUUGUGGGUUUAUUGAAUAAAAUGAAUUAAUUAAUCAGAGAGAUAAAAUUAUUGUGAAAUGAAAUUUUUCUACGUUUUAUGUCGUGAAGAUGAAAAUAUGAAAUAAUUGAAUAAUUAAAAAUAUGGAAUGUUAAAUAAAAAAUAAGUACGAUUAUUGCAAAAGCUGCUAUGUACAAGUGAACAAGCUAGUAUCGAGGGACUGCGCUUAAACCACCUGUUGAGGAUUUACGAGAGGAAAAUUGACAAGCUGUGGCGCGUAUUUUCAUUUCUCAAUCGUCAUCACCUUAUCACAGCUAAUUAAAUAUGCUGCUGAUCAAAUGUACGAUAAUCUACAGUAAAGUGUCAACAAAAAAUCCGAUAUUCACAUCUAGAUGUGUUUAAAUGAACCAAAAAAAAGACAGCUAGAGUGAUAUAAAUUUACUGGAAUAAAAAAAAAAUAUGAAAUUUAUUCUCAAAAAUUUUGAUGAUAAUAAUUGCAAUCUUGGAUCAAGUGAAAUGUCAAAUACACCGGUGUCACAGCAUUGGAGUAAAUAUAAGUGGGUUUGUGGUCGACGCCUGAUACUUGAUGUCCACACAGGGCACUAUCGAACGUGUUGACAUUUGACGUUAUCACUGGUAUCCAUCAUUCGUCGAGUGUUAAAAAAAAAGCCAAAGAGGUCAAGAGUCGCGGGAGAGUGCGUGACGGACUCGAGCGCACGGGUUCGCCCCGCGCUCGAUGCGUCCUGUCGUGAAUUCUUUUUUAUUUACAAUUAUUUGUUACUUGGUUCAAAUUAACCAAACUCAUCUACAAUAAUAGAAAUCAAUGAUUUUUCAUUCAACUUCGAAUUAACUUUAAGAAGUAAUAUAUUUGAAUUUUUACAAAGUGACUGUUAAUUGGUGAUGAAAAAAAGCAAGAAUGAGUAUUAAAAAACUUUGAAAGUUGAUGAAAAUUGAUCGACAGUUUAUUGAAAGUAAUUUUUAAAAAAAAGAAAAAAAAAUAAUUAGUGAAAUGGGGGCAGAUUCUUAAAUUUAAAUCUCCAACACUAAUCCAAGUGUCUGUAUAUCAGUCUUGACAAUUAUCGUGCUGAUCAAUCCAGUUGGAAUGAUGCAGCAAAAAAUAUUAAAGAGGCCAACAGAAGAUCUAGAGACUGCAGGCGCUGGUAAUGCUGAUGGAGCCUUUGGUGAGCCACCAGUCAAAGUGCAAUGCACACAAAAUCAACAUCAGCAUCAACAGACUCAGUCGACAAGUGGUGUUGGAGGAAAUCCACAUCAUGGACUGGGACAGCAUCAGACAGGGAAUGGAACAAAUUCCUCCGGGCCACAAGGACCAAAUACCGUUGGUGCAACGGCCUCAGCAUGUGGUGGCAACAACACCAACGAAGGCCUCACUAAGUUCUCAGUGGAGAUUGUGCAGCAGCUCGAGUUCACGACGUCCGCUGCAAACUCUCAGGCACAACAAAUUUCAACGAACGUUACAGUUAAAGCAUUGACUAAUGCAUCAGUUAAAAGUGAUCUCGUUAAUGCAUCAUCAUCACCAAAGUCUGGUCUCGAUAAUACCUCAGCGACAGUAACGUCCAGAACUCAGUCAAAUAAUUCUAAUAGUGGUGGUGGUGGUAAUAGUGCAGGUGGCGGUGGAAAUGGUGGUAAUAGUGCUAAUAAUAAUAGUAGUAUUGGCUGUGUAGACAUUGGUAAUUUGGUAGAGUGUAAACAAGAACCAGAUAAUGAAUUCGUUGAUUUAGAACAAUGUGCAGCAGCAUUGGAAAAAGAUGCAGCAGCAAAUGGCGCAGGGUUUCCCGGGUUCUCAGACUUUAUUGGUGACGAUACUGGUGAUGAAAUUAUCACAUCAGACGCAUUCAAAGAUCUCAUAUCAGAAAUAUCUGACUUCCAUCCAGAGUUUAUGAAAGACUUUGAUUUUGAAGACAAAAGUGUUGAUACUUUAGGUAGCAAUGUUUCAAGUGGAGUUGGUGGACUUGGAGUAGGUGGAGUGAGUGGAUUAAAUAACACUGGACCAACUAAUAACGGCCAAAUAAAGAUAGAAGAUGAUGUGAAUAAUGGAAAUAGUAAUACUGGAGCAAGUAAUGGUGCCAUAGGUUCUAAUUCUAGCCCAGGUGGUCUUGGAUCUUCUUCACAGUAUUCACCUGCUCGCUUGCCUUAUUCAGGUCUAGAUUUCAAGUCUGAAAUGAGUCCAGCUGCUCAGACAUUAAAACAAAUGGCUGAACAACAUCAGCACAAGAGUCAGCAACUUGGACUUGGACCUCCAUUCAAUCCAACUGCUGCAUCAGCACGAGGACCAGCUUCUAGAUCACCUUAUACGGAAUUUCCUCAAUUCGGAGCUAACCCCGAUUAUCUCGGUAGUCCUGGUAGCAAUGGAUCUACAAAUCAAAAUCAAAAUACCCCUAAUUCUGCUGCCACAGCUACGUAUCAUAAGACUAGUAAUAAUUCCGGUUUCCAAACUCAAUCUACAAAUGAUAUGUUUGCUACUCAAAAUCAAUUCUCUGGUCUGGGAGAUUUUAAGAGGCCUCAGCAAAUGAGUGGUAAACCAAAUAUGCUUGGAACUACAGGUGGUUACAAGCAACAAUAUUCUCCCUAUGGGAGUCCUGGUUCUAUGCCCAAUCAUGGAAGUCCUGGAUAUCCUCUUCCAUCUCGAGGUGCUCAGGGUGGUGGACCUAAUCAACCGGGCUCUGGUCCAGGACCUUUUACAGGUUCUACUCCACCCAGACCAUCAUCUGGGUCGGGCUCUUCUACUUUACAAAUAAACCAAGCUCAGCAGCUACAUAUCUCCAAUCCUGGCCAUAAUAUCCAGGUAUCAGCGGGACAGCAUGUUCAGUUAUCUGGUGAUCUCAAGUCUGGGGUCUCGGUAGCAGCACAACAAGGAAUGUAUUUCAAUCAACAACAAGCUCAAAGUCAGCCAGGCCCUACAGGGCAGACAGACACUUACUGUUCUGUUUCGCAGUCACAAACAAUAAACUUUACUCAGCAAAGCUUAAGACAAAGAGCUGCUGCUGCAGCUGCUGCUGGCAUUCCUCAACCUGGAGCUGGUCCUCCUACCGCUAGAACUCAUCCUCAGCAAGUUCCUCAAAAUCAAGUUGAACAGCAUCAACAUGCUAAGUUACUUCAACAACAACAACAACAACAGCAACAACAACAGCAACAACAACAAAUGAUGAGAGCGCAACAAGUGAUGCAACAUCAGCAACAUUUGACGGGAAGUAUGGGCGGUAUAAGACCACCUCCACCUGAAUACAAAGCAGCAGCCCAGGCCCAAAUGAUUCAUGCCAAUAUGGGGAUGGCUCAACAGACAAGAUUCACGAAUCAAGCAUCGAUACGUAGGGUUACACAGCAGCCAAUGCCACCUUCUGGUCCAAUGAUGAGGCCACCAUUGAUACAGCAACAACAGCAACAUCAACAACAACAGCAACAACAACAAGCGUUACAUGGAGCGGGUGGUAAUAUGUAUAUGGGGGGUGUUGGUAGCAUAGCUGCAAUUGGUGGAAUGCACCAGAUGCAUCAAAGGCUAGGAUAUCCAAGGACUAAUAAUCAACGACCGCCUAAUGUAAGUGUAGGCCCUCCGGACGGAUUAGGUAAUAACAUCGGAAGCCGUACAACUACACAGCAGGAAUGGCGACAUCUUCUAAUGCAACAGCAGACCUUUCAAGCACAAAUGCGACCACAGUUUAAUCAACAAAGUCAUCAAGGUGGCUUCGGCAUGGGCAAUACAGCUGGAAUGCAAAUGACUGCGACACAAAUGCAACAUCAGCAGUUGAUUCGAUCACAGAAUACAGGAAUGGGCAACAAUGCUAUAAGUAGUAAUUCACAGAUGCAACAGAUAUUGUCUCAACAACAUCAAACGAUCGCAGUGCAACAAGGAAACAAUCAAAUGUCAACGAUGCAAAUGCAAAUGUCACAAUCAUCUUCAGUUAAUUCAGUUUCAAGUACUGGUACGGGAUCUCCAUUACAUCCUCAUCAACAAUACGGAGCGGGUAGUCCUGGAGUAAUGAAUUUACCUCAACAGCAGCAUAAUCAACAAUCUGUAACAUCAACAGACCCGUCAGUGGCAGCAGCAGAUUUUAGUCUUGAAUUUUUAGAAAAUCUUCCAACAGGUGAUACAUCAAAUUUUAGCGCUCAAGAGCUUCUUAACUCGUUGGAUUCAACAGCAGGGUUUAAUCUCGAUAUUUUAUAA